Messenger RNA from Amphiprion ocellaris (clown anemonefish), 3678 nucleotides. RefSeq names its product 5-hydroxytryptamine receptor 3A-like. The record is from RefSeq and is a predicted model, not a curated record. The coding region runs from base 134 to 1918 and encodes 594 amino acids. The transcript has 15 exons. Gene Ontology annotation, cellular component: membrane; synapse; neuron projection. Gene Ontology annotation, molecular function: transmembrane signaling receptor activity; extracellular ligand-gated monoatomic ion channel activity; neurotransmitter receptor activity. Gene Ontology annotation, biological process: regulation of membrane potential; signal transduction; nervous system process. Lineage: Eukaryota; Metazoa; Chordata; Actinopteri; Pomacentridae.
CCACUGCAGGAUGGAUGUGAGCGUAGAAACAUUCAUGAAGUAGUAAGCAGGGUGUAACAGGCUUCAAAAUUCCCUUCUUUGUCUGCACAGAUAGCACUGGGCACCAUGCAGUUGGACAACUUCCAAGACUUAGAUGAAACCAGCUUCUAAUGCAACUCCUACAUUUAACGACUUUGAAAAACCAAGCAGCAUCAACAGUGGAAGUGCUGGAAUCAUCUCCAGACCACAGAGACAACUGGGAUGUUCGUUGACUCUCACAGCCAUGAUGCUUGCAGGCUUCUUCUUUCUGCUUCUCCUCACAGGGGAAAGGACUUCCAGUUCAGAGCUACCAGAGCUUCAUGACAAUCAUCACAAGUCCAAUCACAGCUUUCAGGAAAUUCCAGGUGGAAAUACCUCCAGUUCAGAGCUUUAUGAUGAUCAGCAGGCGUCCAAUCAGAGCUUAGAGGAAAUGUCAGGUGGAAAUACCUCCAAUUCAGAGCUUUAUGAUGAUCAACAGGCCAAAAAUCAGAGCUCAGAGGAAAUGUCAGGUGAAGGUCUCUCCAGUGAAGUUUUUAUUCACACUGUGCCUGGUCGGAAUAUACCAAGUCAUGAAGAUCACAGUAAAACAUGCAGUAUCUGGGAUAUUGUAGACCACCUGAAUCUGACCAAAGACACGGAUAAAUACGUUGUGACCCGGCCAGUUAGAGAUCACACUUCUCACACAUUGAUAUAUAUUACCAUGAUGAUUUAUGCCAUCCUAGAUGUGAGAGAGAGCGACCAGGUUUUCAUUUCUUAUGUGUGGAUUGUUUUGGAAUGGGAUAAUGAGCACAUCUGGUGGGAUCCAGAUCGCUUCUGUGGACUUAAACAUAUAAUAGUUCCUACUAAACAUUUGUGGAUGCCAGAUCUAACCACUGAAGAGAUGAUAGAAAAGGAUAAAGUCCGUCCAAGUCCCUACCUUAAGAUUAAUUAUUAUGGCUGGAUCGACUAUAGGAAUGACCAGGUGAUGCUCACCACUUGCAGGAUGACCGCUUACAAUUUCCCCUUUGACAUUCAGAGAUGCACCAUCUCCUUCAAGUCUAUCUUACACUCUGAUAAAGAAAUACAGUUAUUAUUCAACACAAACAACACAGCGAUCACAGAGCGGUCUCGUAAAGUGAUGCGGACGCAGUACGAAUGGCUGUUCAUCGACAUGACAGCCACCGAAGAAACGAACGACAUACUUGGGUUUAACCAAACCACUAUUAUUUACACUAUCACCAUGAAGAGAAGGUCUGCACUCUACGUUGCCAACUUCUUGCUGCCUGUUCUCUUCUUCUUGUGUCUGGACUUGGCCUCCCUCCUGAUCUCCAACAGAGGAGGUGAGAAGCUCAGCUUCAAGGUCACUGUGAUGCUUGCUGUCACAGUGAUGCAGCUUAUUCUCAAUGAAAUUCUGCCUGCGUCAUCAGACAGGAUCCCACUUAUAGCGAUCUACUGCAUUGGGGUUUUUGGUAUGAUGAUGAUCAGCCUCAUGGAGACAAUUUUUGUGACGUAUCUGAUGGAGAAAGACUUCCAAGACGAUCAGAUUGACAGAGACCGAAGCCUGAAUGAGAGCCGUGAGGACAAACUGGACAAAGGCAACUUCCACAGCUGUUUCAGAGAGAUGAAGAAAUGGACUCACUGUGUGUCGUUCAACAAUGGCUCUGCUGAUCAACCACCACAUGUGGGUGAAGAGGGCAGCAGCCAGCUGACAGAGGUGUCUGUUGCCUUGGAAAAGGUCUCAGAUGAGCUUGGAGAGAUCGACAGAAAAAUGAUUCUACUCAGCAGCAACAAGGAGGAGAAGCCCGGCUACUGGACAAGGAUGGCAAAAAAAAUCGACAAGGCUUUCUCUAUUGUAUAUGUCAUGUCUGUUUUUCUGUUCUUAGUUGUUAUCUUUUCAGUGUGGAUCCCUAAACCUAAGUAGCGCUGAAGUUCAAAAACAUUGAUGCCUCAUAUAAGGACAACGCAGUAAUGCUUGCUGAACUAUAAUGUAUCAUCAGAAUAACACUGACCUACAAGGGAUUUACAUAUAUUUUUUGGUUUUCUUUGGUUUUGUCAUUAAGCUGCACAGAUGCCGCAUUUGGACUGAUUCUAAAAUAUGUUGGUAACAACUACUUUUGAGGCAAAUUGGGCUCCAAUUGGGAAAAAAAACAUUACAACUGAAACAUUUUAAACAUUAGCGCUGACUGAAAAUGACAUCUGUGGUCUUUUAAUGACACAUAAAUAAUAGGUCAUGUUCUGGUAAUUAUCUGACACUUCUUCAUUUUUAUACAGCACUUCCAAGUCCACUGUAAAUAACAUUUAGUAAACUAUUAUAGCUUUUUAUUUAUUAAUGCUCACUUAGGGAGUCAGUUCUUGGCAUCACUGGGCAAAAGUUCUAUAGAAUCCUUUCAACAUGUCGGAAUUUAAGAGAGGAAACUAGACUUCUGUGUCUCCUCUUGGAUCAACACAAUGCUACAUAGCUAACACGUAUGCUUUUUAUUAAACUUUGUCAAAUUCUAAUAAACAAUUAAACUUUUAGCAUAGUAAAAUAUUAACAUUUUAAGUGUAAUAUAGUGAAAGUGUAGCUGUAUUUAGAUUCGAGUUAUACUUACAGUAAUGCUCAUCUGUGAGAGUGCAAAGUAGUUUAAUAUCCGCUGUAUAUGUAUUUUAGGUUAUAUGUUUGGUUAUUCCACAUUUGCAUUUAAAGUAUUUUGCAUUUGCAUGGUGGAAUAAAAGUCCAGUCAUCUGGUUGUAGGAUAUGUACUAUCAGUCUACUGAAAUAAACAAUAAGGAGAAACUGUUUUCAUCCUCACCUCUCUUGGUUGCAUAUGAAUGCAUAGAUUUUCAAACAAAGGACUUUUAUUUUGAAAAAGGACAAAUUUCCUCAUUGUGCCUUAAUUUUGUGUCUUCCUUCAUAUAAAUAAAGACAUUUGCAGCAUAAAUUAACGCAAAACAGUUAUGAUGACAUGUUUUUAAGUUGGUAUGUUAAAAAAAAAAGCUGCUCCAGUGUAAAGUAGUUCUGGGAAACGACUUUAAAUCCUGACCUCAGUGUGAAGACAAAAAUAGUUAUCAGGCAAAUUUUAUUAAUAAAACCUCAAUCUGAAUUCAGUUUUAAAUCACCUCACUCAGAAAUCUGAGUUUAAAUGACACACAAUACUAAACUGAUGCAAUUACUAGCAUUAUGUUGGAAAAACUGAUCAAAAUAAUGUUUGCAACUAAAAAAAUCUAAAUCUUUAAAUUAGAGUUUUGUUUUGAAACUACAUUUACAGGUCCCUUAAGUAAUUUUUUAGAAUGCAUAAACAUUUGUUUGUCCUAUGAAGAGCGACACUGUGGAUGUCUGAAAUAUUCUUUUUCACAUCUACAAGCUCCAUUAGGGUUUGAAGAAUCUAGAAUUUAAAGGAUGCUUUUUCGCUCACAAUAUAAACUAUUGUGUUAACUGAAAGCUUCAAUGUGUGUAUAUACAGAAAAAAUCUUUAAUGAAGUAACUGUACAAGGACAAUUAACUAUAGUCUCAACACUAAUUGUAACAACAACAGCUGUAAGAAGUAAGAAUAACCUGAAAAUGUUGUAAAAACUGCAUGACAAGUGGUGUUUUAUUUAUAUUAGAAAAAAAAAUCAACCUUACCUGAAGAAGAUCCAGCUGGGUUUAGACUAACUCUUGGAAUAAAUGCUGCGGCUUUCAGAAAGUGUCCAGACUUGUGC